AUGACUGAUGGAUACCCACACGGUCUCGUAAGCGAUUUUGGCGGACACAUGAAACACAAACCAUCGGGACUAGACGGCCAGAAAGCCGUGUGUCUCAGCCCUCAGCAAGUGGCACCUCCUACUAGUGAAUGUCUGGUUUACACCUUCGGUAUCAAUAAUGAAUGGUCUUUCAACAUUCAUAUUGAACGCUACGGCUGUCAAGUUUACGCUUUCGAUCCGCCAAUGAAGGCGAACGAUCGCGAUGGCAGUGCAGCCAUUAAUUUCCUGAAACUCGGGCUCCAUAGCCGAGCCUAGAAGAACAAAAGAGGAUGGCGACUCCGCUCGCUCACAUCCAUCUGCAAUAUGCUGAAGAAACGACAUGGUGAAAGGGUCAUAGACUACCUAAAAGUAGACACCGAGAAAGACGAAUGUGAAGUCAUUCCUCAGAUAAUCAAAUGGGGAAUGUUGGACAAAAUUGGUCAGCUGGCCGUAGAGAUACAUUUAGAUCCUUUGGAUUCUUUGAAGCGGAUUCGCGAUCGUGUCCGUAUCAUUCGCUCACUCGAGGAAGCGGACAUGGUGCGUUUCGAUUCCAAGAUGAAUCCUUGGUUCACCGAUACGUUCAAGCUGAUCGGCUUGACAGGUAUACACUCAUUGGGCUAUGAAAUUGCUUGGUACAACAGCAAAUCUUUGAACGGCGAAUUGUAA
Molecule: messenger RNA, 684 nt
Organism: Daphnia carinata
Lineage: Eukaryota; Metazoa; Arthropoda; Branchiopoda; Diplostraca; Daphniidae
Product: probable methyltransferase-like protein 24
Exons: 1
Source: RefSeq, a predicted model, not a curated record